CCAGUAAUGGGCUUUGGCCCUUUGUUUUGUGUCAAUAAAGAAAAGAGGCUACGUUUUUAGCAGGGUGACUUCAGUCAGAUUGAUAAUCCAUGGAGUAACCAUGGCAACCGUCUGUUGAGACAAGGGAGGCAGUCCAACCCGACUUCUCUGAAGCAGACUGAUUGCCAGUGUGAGGGAGCACACUGUCACAUUCCAUAAUGGAGUUCCCCCGGCACGCCCUGCAGCUCCUGUCAGGCCUGCGUUCUCAGCGUCAGCGUGGGUUCCUGUGCGACUGCACCGUCUUCGUGAGUUCCUCACGUUUCCUGGCCCACCGUGCUGUCCUGGCCUCCUGCUCUCCAUUCUUCCACAUGUUCUACUCUGAUCCCCCAGGGGGCACCGGGGCCAGCUCGGUCACGCUGGACGGGGACAUCGUGACGGCGGCGGCGUUCGGCCUGUUGUUAGACUUCAUGUAUGAGGGUGUGCUGCGGCUUGAGGCCCCUCCCCCAGCAGAGGACGUGCUGGCGGCGGCGAGCUUCCUCCACAUGAACGAGGUGGUCCGGGUGUGUAAGAGACGGCUACAGCACCGACCACCACCAGCUGAGGCAGACAGCACGCGCCCAGAGGAGAGUGGAGUGGCGGUGGUGGGUGCAAGUGGACCCGGAGUUGGCAUGGUGGCAACAGGAGCUGCCAAAGUGAUGGCGAUGUCAGUGUCUCAGUCUGCGUCAGUGGCGAUGCAGAGAAGCCAGUUGGGCUGUUAUACGAGGUCAGAGAGGAGGGUGGAGGUUCAUGCGCACGCCCCUCUGAGUCCUGACAUGGCCGACACCACCCAGCCGGGCAUGGACCACGCCCUCCUUCAUGUGGGUGAGCUGGUUACCCUUUCCUCCGGUCCCUCUCUCAAGCUGGGAGGUCAGAGAGAGGUUCAGGGGGGCUCGGCCCUUUGCAGCCCCUGCAGCUCCACAGAGUCAUACAAUCUCAGCAGCCACCAUCGCCAGCCCUCUUCAUCAGCAGGUGCAUCAUCAGUGGUACCUGUGACCCAGACUGAUGGUUCCAGCUCCAUGGUGGGGAUACUGACCCAGUCUGACCACAGCAGCUCCUCCAGCCCAGAACAGGACAGCCAUGACCCUGUCUCUAACAAGAGCACAGUAAUCACACCAGGCAUGCAAUGCCAGCAGCAUGGUCUCAGUAUCAACACACACCCUCAGAUUAGAAUACAGCCUCCACACUCACUCCUCACCUCACCUCCCAACCUGAACCUUGUAACCCAUCAGGGCCAAACCUCAGCCCUGUCAAGGCCUGACGGGCUGCAGCAUGGGGGGUCAGAGAGGGAGAGCAAGGAGGCUAGUGAACACUCUGACAUGGGGACUGUGGGAGUGGAGGAGGUGGAGCAGGAGGAAGGGGUGAAGGUAAAGGUGGAGGCCAUAGUGAUCUCAGAUGAGGAGUUUGAGGAGAUGGAAGGAGUGAUGAUAAGGAGAGGAAUGAAUGGGGGUAGAGAACGAGGGAUGAUGGAGGUAGAGGACAGGAAUGAGUUUAACGACGAUAAUAAAGACAGAGAUGAACUAAACAACCCCCACUUCAUCCCUCCUCACCCCCACCACGCCUCACUCCAGAUGACCCACUCCCACCCCUCUGAGCCUUUCUCCUUCUCCUUCUCCCCCUCCGGACCCAGCUCCACUUCUUCUGAUGCUCCCCCUUUCCCCUCCUCCCUCUUCCCCUCCGUGGGCCAACAUUCCGACCAGCCCGUCUACUUCCAGGAUUCCAUGGGGAAUUAUGUCGAGGACGUCCCCACGUGCAGUGUUUGUGGAAAGACGUUCUCGUGCGCGUACACCCUGAGGCGACACGCCAUCGUGCACACACGCGAGCGUCCCUACGAGUGCCGCUACUGUUACCGUAGCUACACGCAGUCAGGUGACCUAUACCGCCACAUUAGGAAGGCUCAUGACUCCAGCCUGCCAGCCAAACGUAGUAAAGGAGACACUGAGGAGGGCCAGCCUCCACACAGCUAACACACACAGCUAGCUGUAUACUUCCCUAUGCUACGGAGAAUGACACAUGACACAUUAUUUAUGCCUUCCCCCUUCCAACACCAGACAUCCUGGUCUUGCAUGUCCAUGGCAAUGAUCUGAGAUUACUUCCCAUGAUCUGGGAUACUUCCCAUGAUCUGGGGCACUUCCAAACGGUCUGGGAUAUGUCAGAUACGUGUUUCCCUCCACCAGGAUGGUCUUUUCCGACAUGCCCAUUCCCGGGACUGAGUGGGCCCGGUGCUCAGUCAACAAGCUGGUGCUGGCAUUCCUAAAGGACAGGGGCUGGUGGUAUUUUAGCUAUUUUAAAUGGGACUUUCAGGACUUUUGUCUUUUACAUAUUGUACCAGUUGUCUUACUAUGACCUCAGUGCCAAAAUACACUGUGUACUGUACUGUUAUAUAUUCCAGAUAAAUUGACAGUUGUCAAAGGGUACUGUUUUUUGUCAACACUAAUAGCGUAAUGGUCUGUGAUACUUUUACCUGUAAGUCUCCAUUGUUGCCAACUUUUACGAUUGGCUGAAUAUCACUACUACUUCAUUGCUGUGAAUAGAACACAUUUCUUCAGUCUAACAUACUUCCAUUGGAGUGCUGUUCAAUAAAUGACUUCCAACACGAUCUGUA
Oncorhynchus mykiss (rainbow trout) is the source of this 2620-nucleotide messenger RNA. RefSeq names its product zinc finger and BTB domain-containing protein 3. Gene Ontology annotation, molecular function: DNA-binding transcription factor activity, RNA polymerase II-specific; protein binding. NCBI's taxonomy places the organism in Eukaryota, Metazoa, Chordata, Actinopteri, Salmoniformes, Salmonidae. The record is from RefSeq and is a predicted model, not a curated record. Gene Ontology annotation, biological process: regulation of transcription by RNA polymerase II. Gene Ontology annotation, cellular component: nucleus.